CACUUCUCAUCAGCGCGGUACAAGAAGUACAAGUCGCAUGUCUUCGCUUGUCUGCAGCCACAGUACGAACAGGCUGAGUUCUCGUCCAGAUCAAAAUCCUUCUGCAAGAGCUUUUUAAUCCAACUUCAUCCGCCAUCUGUGCCUCGUUUCAGGUACGGGAGGCACAGAAGAAGAAGAAGAAGAAGAAGAAGAAGAAGAAGAAGAAAAAAAUGCUUCCAUGUGUGAUAGUAGUUUUUGUGCUCCUGUCGUGCGCGUGUGGAGAGAACCCUGCAGUGCAAGUCAUCCUGACAAACAAAGGGCUUCAGUACGGAAAACAUGAGGGCACCGGAUGGAUUCAAGAGAAGUUGGAGAAAAUAACCUUUCCUGACAUCAGUGGCAGUGUUAACAUCCACAUCGGAAGGGUAUACUACACACUAUCAGGUGUGACUAUAAAAAAGUGCGACCUUCCAGAGCCUAGCGUAGAGUUUGUCCAGCAGAGCGGCUUGACGACAUCAAUAGCAGGUCUCAGUUUUGCUCUUGCCGGGGAGUGGAGGAAUCACUUUGGUUUGAUACAUGACAGCGGAUCAUUCGACAUGGCUAUAUUUAACAUCGACGUGACCUCUGCCGUGAAGCUUGGGAGCAAUGCUGGGGGGCAUCUGUCUGUCACCAGCGUCAACUGUACAGCUUCGGUCGGAGAUGUUUCCAUGCAGUUCCACGGUGGAGCCAGUUGGAUUUUCCAGCCAUUUGUCAAGUAUUUCAAAGGACAUAUCAUUGGAAUAAUACAAAGUAAAAUCUGUCCUGAAGUGGAGGACACCAUCAUGAACUUAGACCACCAUCUACAGGCCAUGAACGUUUCCUUUGAUGUAAAUGAAGUUCUUAGCUUUGACGUCCCUCUCACUGGCGACCCUGACAUUGAACCUUCGAAUAUGAAGUUAGGGUUUAAGGGAGAGUUCCACAGCAUCGAAACUCACGCAGAGCCCCCAUUUGUGGCCCAGGAGUUCGUCUUGCCUGAGCUGGCAGGUUAUAUGCUGUCAGUGGGCUUAUCAGAGUUCACGCUGAACUCUGCCUCAUUUGGGUACUUCUCAGCAGGACAGCUCCAAGCCUUCAUCAAUGACAGCAUGAUACCCCCAUAUAUUCCUUUCCGCCUGAAUACCUCAGCAAUGGGAGGUUUCAUCCCUCAGCUUCCCAAGAUGUAUCCGGGUUUGCUGAUGAAUCUUCAAGUGAAUGCCAGAGAUGCUCCAAUGUUUUCCUUCCAACCCGGCUCUGGUGUCCUGGAUGUCCACAUCUGUGUAAAGGCCUCUGCCACUGAAUCCAAUGGUACACAGGUCCCACUGUUCACACUCUACAUUGACUCAAGGUUCACCGGUAAAAUGAUGAUUGCCGAUGGAAAGCUGAAGGGCUCCAUGAUGUUGAAUAAUGUUACCUUGACACUGGGCUCAAGUGAAAUUGGAGACUUUAAGACUGAUGCUUUGGAAAACGGAAUAAAGAGCGGGAUGGUUGUGGUCUUAGGCAAACUGAACGCAAAACUGGGAGAAGGGAUCAUGUUACCAAGAAUGAAACACGCACAACUGGUCAAUACGGUCCUGAAAAUGCAGAAGGGGUUUGUAGGCAUUUAUUCAGAUGUGCAGAUUCUGCAGACAGACAGAAGCUCCUACUUGUCAACAUCAUACCUGUGAAACAUUUUUUUUUUUUGUUCUUGGCUCACACUCCAAAUCUGAACUGCUUUAACUGAUCUGGUUUGAAUCUCUCUCCACGAGAGAAAUGCACCUUUGACUGGAAUAUAAACCUGAAUCUACCACACCUUGCUACCCAAUGCGUACAAACACGUGAACAGAAAAUUAACACAUGUAAAAAAAAAACAUAUGACCAUUCAUCUGGUCCUGAGCGAGACAACUGACCAGCAACUGGAAGCAUCCUGCUUGUAUUUGUUUCAUAAUAAAUAUUGACAAGCUUCCUA
This is a messenger RNA of Poecilia latipinna (sailfin molly), 1936 nucleotides long. It is a transcript of the gene bpifcl, whose product is annotated as BPI fold containing family C, like. The transcript is spliced from 16 exons. The record is from RefSeq and is a predicted model, not a curated record. Bases 210 to 1655 code for a protein of 481 amino acids. Lineage: Eukaryota; Metazoa; Chordata; Actinopteri; Cyprinodontiformes; Poeciliidae. Gene Ontology annotation, molecular function: lipid binding.